AUGGACGCGAGCACCUCGGUCAUAGACCUCACGGCGGAAUCGCCACCCAGCCACCACGCCCGACUCCGCCGCUCUAGCUCAGAGGCCGCCCACCGCCUCCGCCGCCGUCCGUCAAUCGACGCACUCGUCUCCGAGGACAACCGCGGCGCAGGACCGUCUCGGCCGCGAGGCAACCCCGCACCCAGGCCGACUGGCGACGCCGGCAGGCAAAGCGGCACCCGCGGUCGCGCUGACGACGGCGAUGACGAGGUCUUUUUUGUCGGCAUGACGGAAGCACCUCCCGGCGCUCAGAGAGACCUCGGAGACGGCGGCCACUCUUGGCAAAGGGCUUUCUUGGGGUUAGCAGACGAGCCGGAGCGCCGAGGCCGGUCUGCCAGACGCGGAGAGGCUCGCGGCAACCUCAACAUACACGAUGGCCUGCCUCGAGGUCCUCAUGCGAGCAGCACACGCGCCCGUCCAGGCCCCGGCCCAACGCUGCAAGCGCUCCACAGCCACCUCGCCUUUCCUCCGCUGGCCUCCAACCCGUUCCAGGUCCGCCACGUGCCAGACGAGGCGUGGACAAGGAUGCCCGCGAUGCUCACCGACUACCUCGAUGCGCUCAUGCGCGGCCCCAUGGCCCGAAGGCCCGGCACCGCCGCCGCCGCCGCAACGUCCAAGCUGCCUGACGAGUUCGACGCGGCCUGGACCCACCCCACGCCGGCCAAGGCCGGCUUUAGCGACGACUUUAUCGAGCCGCCCGUCGACCUCGACACCUAUUUCGACGACAAGGCCAUCGUGACGGGACCCUUGCCCGACACGACGCCGAUCUGCGCCGACUGCCGGCACGCGCUGGUGCUGGGCGGUGCUGGCGACAAGAGGAUAUGGGUGCUGCCAUGCGGCCACGUCGUCGACGGGCGCUGCAUAGCGCGGCUGAGCGGCCUGCCCAGCGCGGCCGAGCGACAGAAGAAGGAAGCCGAAGCCGCAGCGGCAGCGGCGGUCACAGAGUCGUCGCGGCGAAAGGGCAAGGCGAGAGCCAGCGAGGCCCAGGUCGAGCCCUCGUCCGGGCCCAUACGCAAUACGAGGAGCAGGGCGGCGAUGCAGGCGCCCGCCCCCGCGCUAGGCGGCAGCAAGCCCGACAAGAAGCCCAAGAAGUUCCGGUGCCCCGUCGACGGUUGCGGCCAGAUGGGUCUCAUGGAGUCGGGCCACAAGAUCUCGUGCAUCGAGGCGUUCAUGUAG
Pseudozyma flocculosa PF-1 is the source of this 1215-nucleotide messenger RNA. RefSeq lists its product as uncharacterized. NCBI's taxonomy places the organism in Eukaryota, Fungi, Basidiomycota, Ustilaginomycetes, Ustilaginales, Ustilaginaceae. The transcript is spliced from 2 exons. The record is from RefSeq and is a predicted model, not a curated record. Bases 1 to 1215 code for a protein of 404 amino acids.